UUACGUAAACUGAGAUGUUUACAUUACAUCUAAGAAUUUGUCAAAGUUUGGGAUGGGUUGCGUCCUCCUAUCACACACACAGUAAUGUUUUCUCUUGAGUUAUGGCGUGGUUUUUACAGGAUCAUUUUCCUGGGACAUUCUGAGGUUAGAGAAAUUGUCAAUGUAAUUUACAACACUGUUUUUUCAGAGAUGAUGGGAAUAAGCACACCCCUCAGGGAUGACUCACAGCAAAGCACAUCAGGUUUCAAUUACAAGAAGAAAAAAACUAUGCAGACACAGUUCAUUGCCCCGGGACAUGAUAUUUAAACGGGUGUGUGUGUUUGUGUGUCAGUGACAGAUAAAGCACCGAGCAGACCUCUCUGUCAGAUCACAGCUUCUUCACUUGUAGAGUAGACCGGUUUCACCUGGAGGAUCGAUCACAGAGAUGAGGCUCUGUGCCUGGGCUGGAGCUCGCUGUCUCCUGCCUGUCCUGGUUCUUCUGACUGUCCUCCAUGUCAAAGCAGACCAGCAGCCACCCAAGGAGAGACACUAUUACAUCGCUGCUGUUGAGAUCGACUGGAACUACUCUGGAAAUGACACACACAGGGUCGGUCCCACCUAUAAGAAAGUGGUCUUUCGGGAAUAUGACGAAGACUUCAGACAGGCGAAGACUCAUCCCUCCUGGCUAGGUCUCCUCGGACCCACACUGAGGGCGGAGCAGGGCGAGACUAUUGUGGUCACUUUCAGAAACAUGGCCACCGGACCGCACAGCAUCCACCCACACGGGGUCGCUUACGGGAAACAGUCAGAAGGAGCCCACUACUUUGACAACACAUCACAGAAAGAGAAAGAGGAUGAUGUAGUGCAGCCGAACAGAGAACACGUUUACUACUGGGAGGUGACGUCACAGGUUGCUCCACAGCAACAUGACCCCACCUGUCUCACCUACACCUACAUCUCCCACAAAAAUGUUGUGCAGGACUACAACUCAGGCCUCAUUGGUGCUUUACUCAUCUGCAAGCCUGGCAGUCUGGAUGAGUCGGGGAAACAGAAAGCCGUCCACCAGGAGUAUGUGUUCCUCUUCGGGGUGUUUGAUGAGAGAGAGAGCAAGUACAAACCAUACAGCUACGGCAACAAUGUGAAAUACACCAUCAACGGAUACACGAUGGGAUCUCUACCUGACGUCAGUAUGUGUGCCUAUGCCUCUGUGAGCCUGCACCUGCUGGGUAUGAGCUCAGAGCCCGAGGUGUUCUCAGUGCACAUGAACGGGCAGGUGCUGCAGCAGAACAGCCAUAAAGUGUCAUCAGUGGGCCUGAUCAGCGGCUCCACUGCCACCGCCAGCAUGGUGGCGCUCCACACAGGCCGCUGGCUGCUCUCCUCUCACACCAUCAAGCACAUGGAGGCUGGCAUGCAUGGUUUCGUGGAUGUGAAAAAGUGUGACGGCUUCAAAGCGCCCCUGCGACGGAUGACCACUGAACAGAAACGAUACAGCAGGGAGUGGAUAUACUACAUAGCUGCUGAGGAGAUUGUCUGGGACUAUGCACCGAAUAUGCCAGAACACGUUGACGAGGACUUUAAGUUCCAGUACCUGAGACAGUCCUCGACACGCAUCGGUGGGAAGUACAAGAAGGCCGUGUACACGCUGUACAAAAAUGAGUCAUUCACCGAGAAGUUAGAGUCCAAGCAAAGGAAAAAUGAGCUCGGCAUCUUGGGCCCGGUGAUCAAAGCGCAAAUCAGAGAUGUCAUCAAGAUUGUCUUUAAGAACAUGGCCUCCAGGCCCUACAGCAUCUACCCACAUGGACUGACGAUAGAGAAGUCAGAUGAAGGAGUCAACUACCCAGCAGGAGGCAACCAUUCUCAUGGCGUUCAGCCAGGUGAGACACACACCUACAUAUGGAAAGUGGUCGACGAGGACGAGCCUUUCGACGCAGACUCUCGAUGUCUGACACGACUGUACCACAGCGCAGUGGACACACCGCGAGACAUCGCCUCGGGACUGAUCGGACAAAUCCUCAUCUGCAAGAGUCGGUCCCUCAAUAUCAGGGGUGUGCAGCUGAAGGCAGACAAGGAGCAGCAUGCUAUGUUGGCUGUAUUCGAUGAGAACAAGAGUUGGUAUGUGGAUGAAAACAUUCGCCAAUACUGCGAUCGAUCCAGAGUCAACAAGGCAGACCCGGACUUUUAUAAGUCCAAUGUCAUGCACACAAUUAAUGGCUAUGUGUUUGAGAGCGGCCCGCUCUUGGGCUUCUGCAACGGUGAGAUUGCAACAUGGCACGUGUCCAGCAUUGGAGCACAGGACUACAUCCAGACGGCUACUUUCUAUGGCCAUCCAUUUGAGGUGAAUGGGCGGACAGAGGACAUCCUCAGCCUCUACCCUAUGACUGGAGAGACCAUCACGAUGAACAUGGACAACAUUGGUGUCUGGCUCCUCGCUUCCCUGAAUUCCCAUGAGACAACCAAAGGAAUGCGUGUUAAGUUCCAGGAUGUCGAGUGCUAUCGCGACCGCAUGUAUGAGUACAACGACUACGACGAUCCAACGGUGAACAAAGAAUUUACCGAGUGGAACCCUAUGAGCUUGGAUGAGAUCAAGAAGAAAGAAGAGAAGCCAAAACCUGCAAAAGAAACGCCCAAGGAGCCAGACAUUUACACGGAAAUGUUUGCAGACGAAUUAGGUCUCAGGUCUAAGAAGAACCAAACUAUUGACACAGAUGUGGAGGAGCUGGACCUCUCUUUCCUCGACUAUGAUGUUAUUGAUGUUGACAGAGAUAUGGAUAUCACCUUUAACUACAAGGAGACAAAGGAUAUAAGUGUGACCUCUAUUUCAGAGCCAAAUGCACUAAAUGAGACAUUAUUUUCAAACUGGAAUGAGACAGAUGGAUUAAACCUUACAGCAGUUAAUUUGCUGAACCAAAGCAUCAGUGAGAAUACAACACAUAUGCACAACAGUAGUACGCCAUCAACUUUUGGCAAUUCUUCUGUGAAUAAAACAGAGAACAUAACCACUUUUUAUAGCCCAGAUAUAUUACUCAAGAAUGACAGCAUAACUACAAAUAGCAGUGUUGUUGCAGAGAUUACCAAUUUUACGGUAACACUACAAGAAACUGCCAAUCUUACUGUAACUUUAAAUUCAAGCUCCAUCUUGGACACUGAAAGAAUGAAUGCAACCCUGACUGGUGAUAACCAGACUUCUGAGGACGUGAUCUUGGAGGAGGACUCCGAGGAGAGACUCACCAGAGGGGACGUGUUUUCUUACUCUGUGCCGCUAUCCAAUACCAGCACCAACAAUCAGAGUACGCCAGAGGGCAACGCAACCAAGGAUGAUGUGAAUAGCACAGCGGCUAACGUGUCAGCAGAUGGAACAAACCGUUCAUCGUCUAUUAUAACAGCUGAUGUUGGAGAGUUUAACAUUAGCAGCGUAGACAGAAGCAACUUGACCAUCUUAGAGUUGGGGGUGGAGAACAAAACCAGUGACAAUGACUCCCUGAUCACCACAGCAAAGCCGGAGCAUGCACUUAAAAUUAAUUCCUCUGAAAAUGUGACUAUUCCAGCCAAUUCCAGCAUAGAAAAUGUAACAAACGUUUUGCUCGAAACUGGGCCCCAGAAUGUCACAGUGAAUAUAUCCAGAUCAAAUUCAUCAGAGGAGAUUAUUUUAGAGAGUAGGGAGAAUGUCACAGCUCUUCUUGAUGAGUUGAACCGCACAUCUUCUGCAGAACGUUUCUCCAAUGAGACCCAGUCCCUCUCCAGUUAUGCAGUAAGCGAUUCUGAGAGCAUGGAAGAAGUGCUCAUCUACCUCACAGAAAACCAAACAGAGGUGAUUAAAACCACCUCCGUCAAAACGGUGGGCCACAACUGGACUUAUGAGGGAACUCACCAAACGGAACUUGUGGAGAUUCCCGACUACAUGAUGAAAUAUUUCGGGAAAGAAACCCCUAAAACGACGCCAAUUCCAAAAAAGAAGACCAAGAAGGUGAACAUGCGACAGUGGCCCCAGAAGGGCCAAGGCAUGAAAACAAAGAGGAGGAAGGAGUACAAGGCUCAAGCCAGGAUUGGCUUACCAUUCUCCCCUCGUGGAUUCAAUCCAGGUCUAACCCCGCGUGGGUCACGACCCAUUCCUCCACAACCUGUCUCUGAUGAGAAGCAGCUCAUUAACGAGCCUGUGGUCAUCGGCGUGCCCCGGCCCGAUUUCAGUGACUACGAGCUGUAUGUUCCCGGGGACGAUCCGGAUCAUCUACAGCUGGAGGGGGAAAAUGUGAACGCAGAUGAAUAUGAGUAUGUAACCUACAUAGACCCUUACAGCGGUCAUGAAGACAUCAAGAAUCUCAACCUGGAUGACACCACCAAAUACUACUUGAAAUUCUCAGGCCCAAAUGUGAAGACUUACUUCAUCGCUGCAGAGGAGGUUGAGUGGGACUACGCUGGCUACGGACAGAGAAGGCAAGACAAUUCGCAACAAGACAGCAGACAAACAAAGUUCACCAAAGUGGUUUUCCGAGCUUACUUGGACAGCAGCUUCAGCACGCCGGACAUCCGUGGAGAGAUGGAUGAGCAUCUGGGCAUCCUGGGACCGGUCAUCAAGGCGGAGGUCGAACAAAGCAUCAUGGUGGUGUUCAGGAACAAAGCCCACCGUCCGUACUCCUUACACCCAAAAGGGGUUUCCUAUACCAAGCAGACGGAGGGUCUGUCCUAUGAGGAUGGCUCUAAGUACUGGUAUAAAUAUGACAACGAGGUUCAACCCAAUACCACCUACACAUACAUAUGGAAGGUCCAUUCUAUGGUUGGGCCAAUGCCAGGGGAGUCUCACUGUCGGACAUGGGCCUACUAUUCAGGCGUUAAUCCUGAAAGGGAUAUCCACUCUGGCCUGAUUGGGCCUCUGCUGGUGUGUCGAGAGGGCACCCUGGCCACAGAGGUACCAAACAUGAGGGAGUUCAUGCUGCUUUUCAUGACCUUCGAUGAGUCGCAGAGCUGGUACUACGAGGAGAACUACGAGAUGAUGCAGAGGAAAAACCGAAGGAGAGUUAUGGACCCCCACCUCAAGGACAACCUCAAGUUCCACUCCAUCAAUGGCAUUACAUACAACCUGAAGGGCCUGAGGAUGUACACCGACCAGCUGGUGUGCUGGCACCUGAUCAACAUGGGUUCUCCCAAAGACUUUCAGAGCGUCCACUUCCACGGACAGACGUUCAUCCACAAGAAGAUCACCAGCUACAGACAGGCCGUCUACCCGCUGCUACCUGGGAGCUUUGCUACUCUGGAGAUGUAUCCAUCCAAACCUGGCCUGUGGCAGCUGGAGACGGAGGUCGGUUUCAGCCAACAGAAGGGCAUGCAGACCCUCUUUCUGGUUCUAGAUAAUGACUGCUUCCGCUCGCUGGGUUUAGAAUCAAGCAGCGUGAAAGACGAGCAGAUCACAGCAAUCAACACUAGAAGAUACUGGGAGCCACAUCUUGCCAGACUGAACAACCCGGGGAAAUACAACGCAUGGAGCACAGAACAGAACAGGAGCUGGAUUCAGGUGGACUUCCAGCGGCCAGUUGUGAUAAGCCAGGUGGCCACACAGGGAGCCAGGGAGAUGUUCUAUUCGCAGUAUGUGGUGGAGUACACCAUCUCCUACAGCACCGACCGCCGGAAGUGGAUCUUCUAUAAGGGCGACAGCAGGAGCUUCAGGAAGGUAUUCACUGGGAAUCAGGAUGCCAAUGAGGUAAAGACAAACACCUUCUUUCCUCCUGUGAUUGGACGGUUCAUCAGGCUGCACCCCAUCAAGUGGCACAACAAGGCCACCGUCCGCAUGGAGUUCUAUGGCUGUGAGCUUGACGGCUGCUCGGUGCCUCUGGGGAUGCAGAGCAGAGCAAUAGAAGACCAUAGCAUCACAGCCAGCUCCACGGCUUCCAGCUGGUACGCUGGAGCUUGGAAAUCCUCUUUCGCACGCCUCAACAAACAGGGCUCCGUCAAUGCAUGGCAGGCUAAGUACAGUGACAUGAAUCAGUGGCUUCAGGUGGAGCUGCCCGAAAUUACAAAGAUCACAGGUAUCAUAACGCAAGGAGCCAAGUCUCUGGGGAAAGAGAAGUACGUCAUGUCCUACGCUCUGCAGUACGGCAACGAUGGGAUGCACUGGAGCCGCUACACAGACGAUGAGAGCAUCUCUUCCAAGACUUUUUGGGGAAAUACAGAUAACAACGAACACGUGAAGAACUACAUCUACCCUCCUAUUUUCGCCCGUUUCAUCCGAAUCAUCCCCAGAAGCUGGAUGAACUCCAUCACCAUGAGAAUAGAGCUGCUGGGCUGUGACUUUGAGUGAUAAUAUACACACAGACAGACACAUCCAUACCAAAUGUUGACAGGUCAAGUCAACCAUGCACAUGCAAGUUAACACACAUGCUGACUGAAUCAUGUAGCGUAAGCCCAGACAUAUGCACAUCCACUCCCACACAUAACGGUCAUAUAUGGAGGAUACUACAUACAGAAAUAUACUAACUCACAGCCUUUGUGUUCAAGCAAAAGAAAACAUACUUUUAUUACUUAUAGGCCAUUUUUUUUAACUCAUCCUAUGUGCCGAAUAUAUACCCAGUUAAAAUAGUUGUAAAACUCAUUUGUAAGUGCUGUACAUGUGAGUAAUAUUAACCCUUUUGUCAAUAGUUUUACAUGUUUUUGAGAUAAUAUAUUUUCAUUUUGUCUAUCACAAAUGACUAUAAAUGGAUGUAAAUAUGUAAGUAGAGAUUGUAUAAUUUAUAUUUUAAUAAAUAUGAUUAAUAUUCUUA
Messenger RNA from Sebastes umbrosus (honeycomb rockfish), 6728 nucleotides. RefSeq names its product coagulation factor V (gene f5). Bases 425 to 6268 code for a protein of 1947 amino acids. The transcript has 25 exons. Gene Ontology annotation, molecular function: copper ion binding. The record is from RefSeq and is a predicted model, not a curated record. NCBI's taxonomy places the organism in Eukaryota, Metazoa, Chordata, Actinopteri, Perciformes, Sebastidae.